ACUUGCGUGCAACCACCAUCUUACUUGUCUGCGUCUGCUGCCCACUACCCCUUUGGCUCUCGCCUGCGUCGUUCUUUUCUUUCGUCUGUAAAUGUUACUAUGUCUGCUAUCGAUCACCGACAAACAGCAUCUGUUUCCCAGAAUCACAAGGCUCAAUUAGCAAGCGCGUACAAUGAACUUGGCAAGGAGUUGUCUUCCCAGAAGAUUAGGGUUAUUGGGAACUACACUUUGGGAAAGGCUAUCGGAGAAGGUGCAUACGGCAAGGUGCGCUUGGGCGUGCAUCGACUAACAGGGACCCGUGUGGCGAUCAAGCAAAUCCCUAAGGCCAUGUCUGCUUCCCUGACCCGAGAAAUUCACCAUCACCGCCAGCUCCACCACCCCCACGUCACCCAGCUGUACGAGGUCAUUGCUACCGAGAACUACAUCUGGCUCGUUACCGAGCUAUGUUCCGGAGGCGAACUCUUCGACUACCUCGCGGAGAAGGGCCGUCUCUCCGAGGACGAGACGCGCAUGGUCUUCGGCCAGCUCUGCCUCGCCGUAGCCUACAUACACGAGAAAGGGAUUAUUCACCGCGAUCUAAAGCUCGAAAACGUUCUGCUGGACGAACACUGCCGCGUGAAGCUCGGCGACUUUGGCUUCACGAGAGAAUUCGAUCGUGGUACAUUGCUUGAAACGUUUUGCGGCACUACAGGCUACGCAUCUCCAGAGAUGCUCCAGUCACAGAAAUACCUUGGUCCAGAGGUUGAUAUCUGGUCACUUGGGGUAAUCUUGUAUACGUUGCUUACGGGCAUGCUUCCGUUUGACGACGACGACGACGACGUCAUGAGGACGAAGGUCAUUAAAGGCGUGUUCGAAGAUCCAGAAUGGCUGUCUGAUGAGGCUCGUGAUCUUAUCAAGAACAUUUUGGUGGUUGAGCCAUCAAAGCGACUAAGCAUUGCUCACAUACUGUCUCAUUCGUGGUUUUCACCACACCAAAGUUUACCAUCUUUCCCUCCAAUACUAAGCGGCUCUGGCGCUGCUGCAUCUCGCUCAGCUUCGCCUACUCUUAUCUCCCCGGCGUCCCUGGAGCCCCAGCCAGUCUCCGCCUCCUCUGAAGCUUCGGACGCCACUUUUCACUCUGCCUCGUCUGAAUUCUCGCCCCCAACACCGUCAACACCAGAUGACGUAGCUGUUGGUGUCGUCCAAGACGAAGACUCUGCUCUCUCUCGCAUCGCUAGUGUCAGCACACUCCGGUAUGCUGUCGAGUCGCUGGCGGAUAAGCUUCCUCCAGUGAGCAGCGCUCAGGAAGUGAUGUCACCUGAGGGCGAGCUGUUGGUCGAGGCACCGGUCCGACCGUCAUUAUCACGACGAACUACCGCUUCGCGCGCUUCGACUUCGUCCAAGGGGCCGCCGGCGUUACCGACGCGAACGCCGGUACGAACCAAGCGACGAUCAGUAUCCUCGACUCUGUCUGAGUCUGACUCACCAAGUGGGUCAAAGCGUUCCACCGCACCGCAACCGCCUCAAAACUUCUCAUCGCUACUCGGCACGCCGGCACCCCUCAUUUUCUCUACCCCUCUCGAGCGGGAACUGCUGACCAGUCUGAGUGUGCUCGGUUUCGACACCGGCCAGAUCGUGCACUCUGUCCUCGCGUAUGCUUGUGAUGCAACUGGUGCAUUAUGGUGGAUGCUCAAGCGGAAGGCGGAGCGGCGAACACUGCAGGAGGCAACUUCAAAAAUCCGUAGCGAGUCCAGAGUCAGCGUAGGCCGCGAAGGAGCGCAUCAUUCUGAAGAGGAGAAACCGAAGACUCGUUCGUUCAGUAACGGUAAGGAGGAGCGCUCCCGGUCACCUAUUCCCCAAGCCUUAGUGCAAGCACAUUCAGCUCCAGAACUGCAAUUUAUUCCUGCGACCCCUACUGCCUCUAUGCAUCGCCCAGCAACGCCCCCAAGAGCUAUGUCCCCCUCUAAUCCGCUACUCUCUCCGGGUAACAAUACUCCUGUUGAAUCUAUGAAAUCUCAUCCUAGCACUCCUAGUGGUAGUGUGAAGGAGAAGGAUGGUAGUAAAGGUCGCAAGAUGCGCUCUGGUAGUGUCAGCAUCAUGCAGCGCGCUGCCACAGCUCUCGAAGCCGCCGGCCUGGUCCGCAAGAAAUCCAACGAGGCUGUAAAAGAGGAGAACGAGAAGCGCGUAGCCAGCCAAGAAGAUUCACGCGUAUCUCAUGGGUCGCACACUGGAUCAGGCAAGCUCCUGAAGUCACCCCCAUUGAAGCCUGUCAAGGAUGAGCCUAGCACCCCACCACGUACGCUGCCCUUAAACCCGGUGCCGACUACUGUCGGUUCGCCCUGGGUCCUUGCUGAGCCUCAUCACCAAUCACCGCAAUUUACCCCUGCGAACUCUCCCGGAAACUCGCUUGGCACGCUGUCUACCAUUGGCGAGAAUUCCGUCAAAUUGGGCAACGGCCAGGGUCGCAAUCGGGCCAGUCUACUCUCAGCGUUCCGCACAUGGUUUAAGGAAGAUGCGAAGGGCAAGCGCAAGGAGCCGCCGCCUGCCUUGGUCUCUCAGAGUCUUGCCUACCCGCAGAAUCCAGGCAGUCCGAGUCCCGGCCCAUCAACGGGUCGCGGUCGUGGUACAGUCAAACGACGCAUGAGCAACGGUAACACGCGCCCGAAGGUAACCCCCGGCCGCAAGACUGGCAACCGUGCCAAGCGAGGCUCCGUGUCCUCGCGUCGCUCAAGUAGUGUCAACUCGAAACGGUCGUCAGCGACGUCAAUGCAGAUUGGCGGCUUCGAGCCAUCGUCGUACGGUGAGCAGAUGGCGUCGAUAUCACGGCAGCGGAGUGACCCCAGCAGACAGUCGUUUGGUGCGCAUACACCCAACUCCGAGUCGCGCCCGUCCUCUGUGCACAGUUUCACGGCGCAGCAACCGCGACACCGGAAGUCGCCUUCUGCUAGUUCAGCGGGGUCGCUCUACAAUGUGGGCCGGACUAGUUCGCCUCUUCCCUCAAAAAUCCACAGAAGGCACGGCUCUGGCUCGUCAACGAGGGUAGUGCGGCAGCUGCCCCUGGGUGCAUCUUACAAGCAGCCGCAUCUCCGUUCAAACUCUGCCUCGUCCAAUCAUUCUCUCUCGUCGUCGCGUCAUGGUUCUCUAUACGAGCUUUCCGAGGCUGAAGAGGUCGCGAAGGAUUCCCCGGCACGCUAUUUUGCUCGUGGCGCAGAUGACACUCCGCGGCGAGGCGGACACAGCCCUACGACGUUCGUCGCGCAGAAGCGCACGACGCCGUUCAGCAACCCCGGUGGAGGAAGCAACGCCCACCUGCACUCAAUCGGCCGCUCGAGCUGGAAGAAAUCGUGGGGGAUGGAACCUCCUGGCUGGCAGACGCGCACGGCGAAGGCGUCGACGAUCGAGGUGCUCGCGGUCUUCCCGUCGCCGGCGGGCGGCAUACGUGAUGUUUUCACGGGCAGGCAGUCGUUCAGCAUGGGCGACGAGUCAGACUGGGUCGACGAGGACGACGACGUGUCUGGCUACGUCGGCGGUCUCGGUCAGAUGCCGGUAUCAUCUCCGACUGUCUUCGGGCAGCCCGAUUCGCCCAUUAUUGCGCCGCCCGUCAGCCAUGUGAGCAGGGGACCGAACACCAACCGUACGGGCAGCAGAAGUACUGUGUCGCCGAUCCCAGGAAGGAACAGCCGGCGGACGACGGGUCGAUCACCCGCGGGACGUACUUCGCCUGCACCUGGCGAAACGUCUUUCGAUCUCCCACCGGAAAUUCGGGGAGGUCGCCGUGGGCAGCUGCCUAAUACUCAGCCUGCGUUCCGUCAAACUAUCCAAGAGGAGGAUGAGGACGAGGAGGAAUAACAUCAGUGGCCCGUACAUUUUACGCGAGCUUUGCACGGGUCUCUCGCACUUGCGUCUUCCAACGUAGAUCUUUUUUCUAAUUACCGUAACUCGAUUUAAAGCGCAGUACAUAGUACGGCUGCUCUGUCUGAGACCGGGCGGCUUUGGCACUUGUUUAUUCGCAUGUCUUCCGCAUCUGCUGUGAAUUCGCUCUUGGGAUACCCGUUGUACUCUGGUCACGGUGGAAAGUUCGCUACAGACUAUACUAGGGCUCACGACGUAUGCAUAUUUUCUUAUAAGUGACAUACAUGAGACAGUUGUAUCGGUAGACUUCGCAGAGACCUGCUGCCGUAUACUACACAAAUUCUCUGCCAAAUCCCGAGACAAGGCCUCGCUAACACUACAAACAGGUUCAAGGAACACUAACGUCGGAACUCAACGUCGCAGACAUAACCUAACUAGUCGCACUGCUUUCGCAGCCAUAGUCUGAGCCUACCACACCUUGGCAGCCGGCUGCUCUUGUUCGCUAGCCGCCAUGAGGGCUUCGCCGGUGAGCUGGGCGAUCCGCUCAAACGCGUCCAUCAUGGCGGGCACCACGAUCGGCGUGUUGCUUUCCCUCCGCGCGUCGUCGAGCAGGUCUUCCGCGUGCUUGCGCCUCCGGCGCUCGUUCUCGCAGGCUUCCUCGACGAGCUGCCGGCGCACGGUCUCACUCUGCAGGCGCGACCGCAGUGCUACAAUGGGACGCCAACACAGUAAGAGCCCUGCUCUGCUUCUCUUUUCGGGGGCGC
Messenger RNA from Phanerochaete carnosa HHB-10118-sp, 4595 nucleotides. RefSeq lists its product as uncharacterized. The coding region runs from base 100 to 3828 and encodes 1242 amino acids. Gene Ontology annotation, molecular function: ATP binding; protein serine/threonine kinase activity. The transcript is spliced from 4 exons. Lineage: Eukaryota; Fungi; Basidiomycota; Agaricomycetes; Polyporales; Phanerochaetaceae. Gene Ontology annotation, biological process: protein phosphorylation; intracellular signal transduction. The record is from RefSeq and is a predicted model, not a curated record. Gene Ontology annotation, cellular component: cytoplasm.